CUACACUGAUGAUCAGUGCCCUGAUGAUCAGUGUAGCCCUAUCAGUGCCACCUGUCAGUGCCCAUCAAUGCCACCUGUCAGUGCCCAUCAAUGCCACAUACCAGUGCCCAUCAGUGCACAUCAAUGCCACAUAUCAGUGCCCAUCAGAGCUGCCUUUCAGUGCCGCCUAUCAGAGCCAGUCAGUGAUGCCUAUCAGUGCCACCAAUCAGUGCCACCUAUCAGUGCCAUGCCACCUAUCUGUGCCUCCUCAUCAGUGCCCAUCAGUGUAGACUAUCAGUGCCCAUCACUGCAGCCUCAUUAGUGCACAUCAGUGAAGGGGAGAAAUUACUUAUUUACAAAAUUUUAUA
Molecule: messenger RNA, 347 nt
Organism: Staurois parvus
Lineage: Eukaryota; Metazoa; Chordata; Amphibia; Anura; Ranidae
Source: the annotation of a GenBank genome assembly